CCUCGUGGUGGUUCGAGGGACACUCGACAGACCUAAAAGUUGUUGGAUUGUUAGAGUGAGAGGAGAUCGGUGAUCAGGUUGAAGACAAAACGAUUGUGAACCGCAUACCCCCUCCUGUGCAGUAUUUUGUUCCCAAACCAGUGAUUGAGCAGUUGGGCGGAGUGAGAAACCCCUUGGGAUUGCUGGAUUCCAUUUUCUCAAUUUAGUGUUUGCAGUUUUGGAGCGUGUCUAGGUGCUUAGCUCAGUGUGGCAUUCGUGGUUGCGGUGGUUAGGAAGGCUAGGCAAGAUGAACGACAUGGAGGUUUCGCAGCAAGUCCAGCAGAUGGUGCAGUUCAUACGCCAGGAAGCGGAGGAGAAGGCCAAUGAGAUCUCUGUAUCUGCCGAGGAGGAAUUCAACAUUGAGAAGUUACAGAUUGUAGAAGCUGAAAAGAAGAAAAUUCGGCAGGAGUUUGAGCGUAAGGAGAAGCAAGUGGAAGUUCGCCGUAAAAUUGAAUAUUCAACGCAGCUGAAUGCUUCCCGAUUGAAGUUACUGCAAGCACAGGACGACCUGGUCCGCAAGAUGAAAGAAGCAGCUGAGAAUCAGCUGCGGAAAGAGGCCGCUGAGAAGCAGCUCCAGAUGGUUGGAUCCAGUGAUAAUGAGGACUAUCCCAAACUUCUCGAAGCGCUUAUCAUCCAAGGCUUGUUGAGGCUGAAAGAGCACUCAACACAGCUGCGGUGCCGUGAGCAAGAUCUUGAGAUAGUUCAGUCAGUGAUCGGAUCAACGAAGCAGGCAUAUGCAGAGAAACUGAAUGUCGAUGUACCGGAGGUGUUUGUCGACGAGGAGCAUUUCCUUCCUGGGCCACCAGGGUCAUCUAACCACGGCUCCUCCUGUACUGGGGGAGUGGUAUUGGCUACCAAAGAUGGGCGCAUCGUGUUGGAGAACACUUUGGACGCACGUUUGGAGGUUGUGUUCAAGCAACAACUCCCUGAGAUAUUCUGGUGAACCUGAUGCAUGGCGCAACGUAUAUUACUUUGAUUCGAAAGCGGCUCUUUCCUUCGGGCGGUCAAGCGGGUGCUUAGGGUUCGGAUAAUUCGAUUAGCCCGUUUUGUCUGCUCUUGUGAAUCUGCUGGAAGUGGCCCAGUCCAGAGUUCAUAUUUCCGUUUCUGUGAGAUUUUGAUAUUUUUAACAAUAGAAUAGCCAGCAUCAUCUUGUUAUGUACUUGCUUCUUGGUCACUACCUUUUUUGCAGUUCCUUGUCACCUGUGUAAGUUUUACAAUAGGCAUAUGCUACAUUGAGGAAUUUAAGGCUUAAGCCUUCGCAUAUGGACGUCGAAGAUUGUUGAAGCUAGGUUUUUAAUUUUUAAUUUUCAAUUUAUUUUGUUUAAAGAAAGUGUUCAACCAUUUCUUCAUUUUCCUCA
Physcomitrium patens is the source of this 1397-nucleotide messenger RNA. NCBI's taxonomy places the organism in Eukaryota, Viridiplantae, Streptophyta, Bryopsida, Funariales, Funariaceae. The record is from RefSeq and is a predicted model, not a curated record.